AUGCCUCGACAUGAUGACCGCCAUGGUGGUUCACGGCUCUAUGUUGGUCGCUUGUCAUCACGGACAAGAUCACGCGAACUUGAAGACGUAUUUAGCAGAUAUGGAAGAGUACGUGAUGUGGAUAUGAAGCGCGACUUUGCCUUUGUUGAAUUUAGUGACCCUCGGGAUGCUGAUGAUGCAAGAUAUAGCCUGAACGGUCGGGAUGUUGAUGGGAGCCGUCUAAUUGUGGAAUUUGCAAGGGGGGUAUGUUCUGACUUAUUUGCUUGGAAUCCUUCUCAUAUUUUGGCAAUGCACCACGGGGGUCCUGGCGGAUCUCGUGAGUAUCUUGGGAGAGGGCCUCCUCCUGGAUCAGGACGCUGUUUCAAUUGUGGACUUGAUGGGCACUGGGCUCGAGAUUGCAAAGCUGGGGACUGGAAGAAUAAGUGUUAUCGAUGUGGAGAACGAGGGCACAUUGAAAGAAACUGCCAGAAUAGUCCAAAAAAAACCAAAGGGCGUAGUCAUUCACGCUCACCAAGUCCAAGGCGGGGCAGAAGUCGAAGCCGUAGUUAUAGCAGGGGUCAUAGUUACAGUCGAUCCAGAUCACCUGUGAGGAGAGAAAGGAGUUUGGAGAGAAGAUCAAGGAGUCCUCUAGACAGCCGGAGCCCUAAGAGGCGUAGGGCUUCACCACCACCAUCCAAGGGGAGGAAGCACGAUCGUACACCUGAAGGGAGGAGCCCACGAGUGAGGGGUAGCCUCUCCCCCCAGGAUCGCAGAUCCGAUUACAGUAGGAGUCCCAGGGGAAAGAGUAGAAGCCCUAUUAACGAUGUUGAAGAAGACAAGAACGGGGAUAGGAGGCGUAGAAGCCCUGCUGAAGAAAAUGGUCACAGUCGCAGUCGCAGUCGCAGCCCAAGCCCCAUCCGCAGGGGUGAUAGGAGCCCUGUUGAAGAUGAUGAAGAUAACCAUGGUUCUCCAAGAGGCAGUGAAUCAGCUUGA
Messenger RNA from Prunus armeniaca (apricot), 972 nucleotides. The record is from the annotation of a GenBank genome assembly. NCBI's taxonomy places the organism in Eukaryota, Viridiplantae, Streptophyta, Magnoliopsida, Rosales, Rosaceae.